AUGGAGACCGAGGCUGGGCCCGGGCAGCCUCGCGGCGUUGCCAUGGAGACAAGUCCCGGGCUAGGGCUCCGCAGCCCCGGCUCUCCGCCGGCUCAGAACCCCGCGGAGCCGCUGCGCGAGGCCGGAGCCGUGGUGGCGGCGGCACGCUGGGACCUGCGGAAGCACUCUUUGCUCAUCGUGAUCGGCGAUAUCGCUACAGAGAGUCAGCUGAGGGCCGUUCGGGCCCACCUUGAACAAGGCAUUCUCUCCUGGAACAUUGAUUUAUCAUCCAUUGACUUGAACCAACAAUUGAGACUCUUCAUUACCCGGCACCUAGCUCACUUCUCUUCAGAGGUCAAAGGCCAGAGGACCCUCUGCCACCAGAGUGAGAUCCUAGAGACCGUCAUCCUCGUAAACCCCAGUGCCGACAGCAUCAGCUCUGAGGUUCACCACCUCCUCAGCAGCCCAUCAGCUCACAAACUGCUGAUCUUGAGUGGGCAGAGUUUAGAGCCUGGGGGAGACCUCAUCCUACAGAGUGGCACUUACUCCUAUCAAAACUUUGCCCAGGUCCUUCACAACCCAGAGAUUGCCCAACUGCUCAGCAACAAAGACCCUGGGAUCCAGGCUUUCCUCACCGUGUCCUGCUUGGGGGAGGGCGACUGGAGCCACCUGGGGCUAGCUAGUUCCCAGGAGACCCUGCACCUCCGGCUAAACCCUGAGCCCACACUGCCCACCAUGGACGGCGUGGCUGAAUUCUCCGAGUAUGUCUCUGAGACCGUGGACGUGCCGUCCCCCUUCGACCUACUGGAGCCCCCCACCUCAGGGGGCUUCCUCAAGCUCUCCAAGCCUUGCUGCUACAUCUUCCCCGGCGGCCGAGGGGACUCGGCCCUCUUUGCCGUGAAUGGUUUCAACAUCCUGGUGGACGGUGGCUCUGACCGCAAGUCUUGCUUCUGGAAGCUGGUGCGGCACCUGGACCGCAUCGACUCGGUGCUGCUCACCCACAUCGGGGCCGACAACCUGCCAGGCAUCAAUGGGCUUCUGCAGCGCAAAGUGGCAGAACUGGAGGAGGAGCAGUCCCAGGGCUCCAGCAGCUACAGCGACUGGGUGAAGAACCUCAUCUCCCCCGAGCUGGGGGUUGUCUUCUUCAACGUGCCCGAUAAGCUGCGGCUGCCGGAUGCCUCGCGGAAGGCCAAGCGCAGCAUUGAGGAGGCCUGCCUCACUCUGCAGCACUUAAACCGCCUGGGCAUCCACGCUGAGCCACUGUACCGCGUGGUCAGCAACACCAUAGAGCCUCUCACCCUCUUCCACAAGAUGGGUGUGGGCCGCCUGGACAUGUACGUCCUCAACCCUGUCAAGGACAGCAAGGAGAUGCAGUUCCUCAUGCAAAAGUGGGCGGGCAACAGUAAAGCCAAGACAGGCAUUGUGCUGGCUAACGGGAAGGAGGCUGAGAUCUCGGUGCCCUACCUGACCUCUAUCACCGCUCUGGUGGUCUGGUUGCCAGCCAACCCCACUGAGAAGAUCGUGCGCGUCCUUUUCCCAGGGAAUGCCCCCCAGAACAAGAUCUUGGAGGGCCUGGAAAAGCUUCGACACCUGGACUUCCUGCGCUACCCCGUGGCCACACAGAAGGACCUGGCCACUGGGGCUGUGCCUGCCAACCUCAAACCCAGCAAAAUCAAACAGCGGGCUGACAGCAAAGAGAGCCUCAAGGCCACGACCAAGACACCUGUGGGAAAACUGGCCAAACGGGAGGAGGUGGCCGAAGAGGGAGCCAAGGAGGCUCGCUCAGAACUGGCCAAAGAGUUAGCCAAGACAGAAAAGAAGGCAAAAGAGUCAUCUGAGAAGCCCCCAGAGAAGCCCGCCAAGCCUGAGAGGGUGAAGACAGAGUCAAGCGAGGCACUGAAGGCAGAGAAGCGAAAGCUGAUCAAAGACAAAGUGGGGAAGAAGCACCCGAAAGAAAAGAUAUCAAAGCUGGAAGAGAAAAAAGACAAAGAGAAAAAAGAGAUCAAAAAGGAGAGGAAGGAGCUCAAGAAGGAUGAAGGAAGAAAGGAGGAAAAGAAGGAUGCCAAGAAGGAGGAGAAGAAGAAAGACACCAAACCUGAGGUCAAAAAGAUUUCCAAGCCAGACCUGAAGCCCUUUACCCCUGAGGUGCGGAAGACCCUCUACAAAGCCAAGGCCCCCGGCAGAGUCAAGACAGACAAGAGCCGGGCUACCCGUGGGGACAAGGAGCUGUCCUCUGAGCCCCGGACACCCCCGGCCCAGAAGGGGGCUGCACCCCUCCCAACAAGGGAGCUGGCCUUGUCUUCACCAGAGGACCUCACACAGGACUUUGAGGAGUUGAAACGUGAGGAGAGGGAGUUGCUGACCGAACAAAGGGACACAAGACUAGGCGAGAAACCGCUCCCCCCGGACACUGCCGAGGAGGGACUCCCGAGCACAGCGGCCCUGGUGGCACCACCCUCUGUCCCUGGGCCGGAAGCAGAAGCGCCUGUGGUGAAGGAGAAAGAGGUUGUCCCAGACGUCCCUGAGGAACGAGGCGGCAAGGACAGAGGCCCGGACUCUGGGGCAGAAACAGAGGAAGAGAAAGAAACCUGGGAGGAAAAGAAGCCAAAGGAAGCCGAGGGGGUCCCUGACGGAACAGAAGCCCGAGAGGAAAGUGAACCUGAGGUAAAGGAAGAUGUGAUAGAGAAGGCCGAGUUAGAGGAGAUGGAGGAGCUGCCCCCUUCCGAUGAGGAGGAAGAGGAGGAGACAAAGGCGGAGGGUUUUUACCAAAAGCACAUACAAGAAGCCUUGAAGGUGAUGCCAAGGGCCAAGGAGGCUCUCGGCGGCCGGGAACCGGGACUCCAAGGCAAGGCCCCGGAGAAGGAGACCUCGUCAUUCCUGAGCAGCCUGGCCACCCCGGCAGGAGCCACCGAGCACGUGUCUUACAUCCAGGACGAGACGAUCCCUGGCUACUCCGAGACCGAGCAGACCAUCUCCGAUGAAGAGAUCCACGACGAGCCCGAGGAGCGCGCAGCCCCACCUAGGUUUCCGAUAGGAACCUAUGACCUCCCUGGGCCUGAAGGUCCCGGCCCCUUUGAGGCCAGCCAGCCUGCUGACAGCGCUGUUCCCGCCACCGCCAGCAAGGCCUACGGAGCACCCGAGACGGAACUCACCUACCCCCCCAACAUGGUGGCCGCCCCUCUGGCGGAAGAGGAGCACGUGUCCUCGGCCACCUCGAUCACCGAGUGUGACAAGCUCUCUUCCUUUGCUACGUCCGUGGCCGAGGACCAGUCCGUGGCUUCACUCACGGCCCCACAGACAGAGGAGACAGGCAAGAGCUCCCUGCUGCUUGACACAGUCACGAGCAUCCCCUCAUCCCGCACUGAAGCCACUCAGGGCCUGGACUACGUGCCAUCGGCCGGCACCAUCUCACCCACCUCCUCGCUGGAAGAAGACAAAGGCUUCAAGUCACCACCCUAUGACGACUUCUCUGUGACCGGGGAGUCAGAGAAGAGAGGAGAGAUGGUAGGGAGAGGCUUGUCUGGAGAGAGGGCCGUGGAGGAGGAAGAGGAGGAGGAGACCGCCAACAUACAGAUGUCAGAGAAACUGCAUGGUCAGUAUGGACCCCCGAUGUUUGCCGCCCCUGGGCAUGCCCUCCACCCAGGGGAACCAGCCCUUGGAGAGGCGGAGGAGCGCUGCCUCAGCCCGGAUGACAGCACAGUGAAGAUGGCCUCUCCGCCACCGUCUGGCCCACCCAGUGCCACCCACACGCCCUUUCAUCAGUCCCCAGUGGAGGAAAAGUCUGAGCCCCAAGACUUUCAGGAAGCAGACUCCUGGGGAGACACUAAGAGUAUCCCAGGUGUGGGCAAGGAAGUUGCUGCAGAGGAGGCCGCCAAGCCAGGGCCUGACAAGGGUACACUGGAGGAGGAAGGGAAGGCGCCUCCUCCCACGAGCCCCCAGGCCCAGGAGGCACCCAUCAGCCUAGCAGGGGGACAGCCCGGCCGCACCAUCCAGCUGCUGCCAGAACAGGACAAAGCCAUCGUCCUCGAGACUGUGGAGGCAGGAGAGCCCGCAGGCCCGGUUCCAGAAACAGAAGCCCUACCCGGAGACUUCAGAACCUCACUCCAAGAACUUGGAGAACCUCAGAAAGAGGAGGUGCUCCAAAUUCCUGACCGAGGCCUCUCCCCUGAAGAGGCAGAGUCCCUCUCUGUCCUCAGCGUGGUCUCCCCAGACACUGCCAAAAAGCAAGACACCACCCCGAGGUCUCCCUGUGGCCUGAUGGAGCAGCGCCUCCACACAGACCUAUGGCCGCAGGGAUCUCCAGAAGACACCCGGUCACUGUCUCUCUCAGAGGAGAGUCCCAGCAAGGAGACCUCGCUGGACAUCUCUUCCAAGCAGCUGUCUCCAGAAAGCCUUGGCACCCUCCAGUUUGGGGAACUAAGCCUUGGAAAGGAAGAAAAAGGGCCUCUGAUGCAGGCUGAGGACACCACUUGCCACCUAGCCCCUGUGUCUAUUCCAGAAGCCCGGGCAGCCACAGUGUCACCUCCCACAGAUGGGACCAGUGGAUACUCCGCACGGGCAGACAUCACAGAUGAGAGCCCCGAUGGAAAAUUACCCGCCAGUUCCUUCUCUCCCACUGCGCUGCUAGGAGAUGGGAGGCGCUCACCCGGAGUGAUCACAAGCCUGGGUGAACACAUUCUCACACCUGAUAGCUCCCUCACCAAGAGCCCUGAGUCCUUGCCAAGCCCUGCCAUGGAGGAUAUCGUCAUGGAGUGGGAAGGCAAAGUUCCAAAGUUGAAAGACAGACCCUCAGAGCAGAAGGAAAAGGGACCUGAGCCCACAGAUGAAGUCCUUCAGCAGCAGGACAAAACCCUGGAGCAGAGGGACACUGUAAUGGAGCAGAGGGACACAGCCAUCUGUCAGAAAGAUGAGAUUCUGGAAGAGAAGGACAAGGCUGGGGAAGCACAGGAUCAGGCUGUGGAACAAAAAGGUAGAGACUCAGAAUAUAGGGAAACAGCCCCGGAACAGAAGGACCAAGCCCCAGAAGGAAAAGACAAAGACUUAGAACCUAAAGACAGAGGCUUAGAACACAGGGACAUAGCCCCAGAACAGAAGGACCAGGCCCUGGAAGGAAAAGACAAAGAUUCAGAGCCUAAAGACAGAGACUCAGAACACAGGGAAACAGCCCCGGAACAGAAGGACCAGGCCCCGGAAGGAAAAGACAAAGAUUUAGAGCCUGAAGACAGAGGCUUAGAACACAGGGACACAGCCCCGGAACAGAAGGACCAGGCCCCGGAAGGAAAAGACAAAGACUUAGAACCUAAAGACAGAGACUUAGAAGCAAAAGACAAGGCCCUAGAACAGGAGGACAAGGUCCCAGAAGAGAAAGAUAAAAUCUUAGAACAAAAAAUCAGAGACUUGGAACAUAAAGACACAGUUCCAGAAGAAACAGUCCCUGCACUGAAGGGCAAGGCCUUAGAACAGAAAGAUGAAGCCUCUGAACAGGACAAGGCCCCAGAAGAGAAGGACAAGGCCCAGAAGGACCAGGCCCCAGAACAGAAGGACCAGGACUUAGCACAAAAAUACUGGGCCCUCGAACAGAAGGCUGAAGCUCUGGAACAAACCAUUAAGGCCGCUGAACAAAAAGAUAAGUUUCUGGAAGAGAAGGACAAAACUCAGGAGCAGGAGAGCCCUGUGCAGGAGGAUAAAACCAUGGCACCGAAGGAGAAGAUCCUAGAGGAAAAAUCUCCAGAAAAAGUCAAGGCUGUGGAACAGAAAGAAGAAGCUGUGCUGGAGAAGAGCAAAGCUCUGGGGCUGGAAGAGAGCCCAGUGCAGGAGGACAAGGCCCGGGAGCAGGAGGAGAAGUACCAGAAGGAGCAGGAUGUGGUCCAGGAGUGGCGAGAAACAUCUCCAAGCAGCAGCGAGCUGGCUGGAGAACAGAAGGAGCCUGCGCGGACAUGGGAGGACACAUCUCCUGAGCAGGAGGACACGUACUGGAGGGGCAGGGAGGAUGUGGUCCUGGGGCAGGACACGUACUGGCAGGAGCUGAGCUGUGAGCGGAAGGUCUGGUUCCCUCAUGAGCUGGGGGGCCCGGGGGCCCGGCCACGGUACACAGAAGAGCGGGAGAGCACCUUCCUCGAUGAGGGGCCGGACGAUGAGCAGGAAGUGCCCCCCUUGGAGCACACACCCCAGAGUCCCUGGGCCUCGGACUUCAAGGGCUUUCAGGAGCCCGCACCACAGAAGGGACUGGAGGUGGAGCGCUGGCUUGCAGAGUCACCAGUCGGGCUGCCACCGGAGGAAGAGGACAAGCUGACCCGCUCGCCCUUUGAGAUCAUCUCUCCUCCGGCCUCCCCGCCAGAGAUGGCUGGACAGAGGGUUCUGCCAGCCCUGGGGCAAGAGAGCCCCAUCCCAGAUCCUAACCUCCUGCCACCCGUGAGGGAUGAACCCACCACCCGCUCCUGGCUGGCUGACAUCCCACCAUGGGUGCCCAAGGACAGACCCCUGCCCCCUGCACCCCUCUCCCCUGCUCCCGCUCCCCCGACGCCUGCCCCAGAGCCACACACUCCUGCGCCCUUCUCCUGGGGCACAGCCGAGGGGGAGGGUGUGAUGGCUGCAGUGCAGGAGGGGGCAGCCGAGCUGGAAGGCGGGCCGUACUCCCCGCUAGGGAAGGACUACCGCAAGGCCGAGGGGGAAAGGGAAGAAGAAGCGGGGGUUCCUGACCACAGCCCCCGGAGCUCACAGGUCCCCAAGGCCAGCGAGAGCCAUGCCUCUGAGGAGCCCGAGCAGACCGAGCCAGAGCAGAGAGAGCCCACUCCCUAUCCGGACGAGCGGAGCUUCCAGUACGCAGACAUCUACGAGCAGAUGAUGCUCACGGGGCUGGGCCCCGCCUGCCCCACUAGAGAGCCUCCGCUUGGAGCCGCUGGGGACUGGCCCCCCCACAUCUCAACCAAGGAGGAAGCUGCUGGCCGAGACACGCCUGCAGAGAAGGAGCUUUCAUCUCCUGUCUCACCCCAUAGCCUCCAAUUCGACACUCCAGCCUUCAGCUAUGCAGCUCUGGCGGGACCCACUGUGCCCCCCAGGCAGGAGCCUGAGCCGGAGCCGGGCAUGCACCCCAGCCUCACCCCACCUGCGGUACCCCCCCGUGCUCCUAUCCCCCAGAGCCAAGGCCCAAGCCCGCCGCUGAAUGGUCACAUCCUGAGCUGCAGCCCAGAUCGGAGAACCCCCUCCCCCAAGGAACCAGGCCGUGGUCCCUGGGAUGACAGCCCGAGUGAUUCGGAGCUGGAGAAGGGGGCUCGGGAGCAACCCGAAAAAGAGGCCCAGUCCCCAAGUCCCCCGUACCCCACGCCUGCUGGCCCCUCCGCCUUGUGGCCCGAAAGCGAGGCACGUACCAGCCCUUCCUCAGACUCACACCUGGGUCCUGCGCGACCCAGCCUGGACUUCCCUGCGUCAGCCUUUGGCUUCUCCUCACUGCAGCCGGCGCCUCCACAGCUGCCCUCCCCAGCGGAACCCCGCUCGGCACCCUGUGGGUCGCUUGCCUUCUCUGGGGACCGGGCUUUGGCUCUGGCUCCAGGACCCCCCGCCAGAGCCCGGCAUGAUGAGUACCUCGAAGUGACCAAGGCCCCCAGCCUGGACUCUUCACUGCCCCAGCUUCCGUCUCCCGGAUCUCCCGGCGCCCCUCUCCUCUCCAGUCUGCCGAGGCCCGCCUCUCCCGCCCUGUCUGAAGGCUCCUCCUCGGAGGCCACCACACCUGUGAUUUCAAGCGUGGCUGAGCGCUUCCCUCCCGUUCUGGGAGCUGCAGAACCAGCGUCCAGACAGCUGGUCCCAGGAAUGGAAGCUGCUGCCCAUGGCCUCUGGGACCUCGCUCCUCUGAGCCCAGCACCUCCAGCGUCCCUGGACUUGGCCCCAGCUCCGGCUCCGAGCCUGCCCGGGGAUAUGGAUGACGGCACCCUGCCCUGUCGCCUGGAGUGCUCGGGGGUGGCCGCCAAGAAGCCAAGCCCCUCCCAGGGUCCCUCCGAGGAUGGUGCCACCAAUGGUCCAACUGAAACCAGCCCCAAGCCCCCGGGCCCUGCCCCGGCCGAGGCUGAGGCCUGCCCUGCCUGGGAGCGUGGCGCCUGGCCUGAGGGAGCCGAGAGGAGCCCCCGGCCUGACACGCUGCUGUCCCCUGAGCAGCCGACGUGUCCUGGAGCAGCCCCUGGAGACCAGCCUAGAAGCAGCUCCCCGGAGACGGAGGCUGGGCCCCAGGGCUGUGCUGCUGAACCCCGGGCCCACCGCGGGGAGCUCUCCCUCUCCUUCCUGAACCCUCCUCUGCCUCGGUCCACGGAUGACAGCGACCCCUCAACUGAGGAGGCGCGGCUGGUAGGGAGAGGGGGGCGGCGCCGGGCGGGAGCCCCAGGGGCCACAGGGGGCCCGUGCCCCAUGGCAGAUGAGACACCCCCAACGUCAGCCAGUGACUCAGGCUCCUCACAGUCAGAUUCUGACGUUCCACCAGAAACUGAGGAGUGUCCAUCCAUCACGGCUGAGGCAGCCCUCGACUCAGAUGAAGAUGGGGACUUCCUGCCUGUGGACAAAGCUGGUGGGGUCAGUGGGACUCACCAUCCCAGGCCCGGCCAUGAUCCGCCCCCGCUCCCCCAGCCAGACCCUCGGCCAGCCCCUCCCCGACCUGACGUGUGCAUGGCUGACCCCGAGGGGCUCAGCUCGGAGUCUGGAAGGGUAGAGAGGCUACGGGAGAAGGAGAAGGCACAGGGGAGAGCUGGUCGCAGGGCCCCAAGCAGGGCCAAACCAGCGUCUCCUGCCCGCCGUCUGGAUCUUCGGGGAAAACGCUCACCCACCCCUGGUAAAGGGACUGCAGAUCGAGCCUCCCGGGUCCCACCCCGGCCACGCAGCACUCCAAGCCAGGUCACCCCAGCAGAGGAAAAGGAUGGACACAGCCCCAUGUCCAAAGGCUUAGUCAACGGACUCAAGGCAGGACCAACGGCCUUGGGUUCCAAGAGCGGCUCUGGUGCCCCUGUAUAUGUGGAUCUUGCCUACAUCCCGAAUCACUGCAGCGGCAAGACUGCCGACCUUGACUUCUUCCGACGAGUGCGUGCAUCCUACUAUGUGGUCAGUGGGAACGACCCUGCCAACGGCGAGCCGAGCAGGGCUGUGCUGGAUGCCCUGCUGGAGGGCAAGGCCCAGUGGGGGGAGAAUCUUCAGGUGACUCUGAUCCCUACUCAUGACACGGAGGUGACGCGUGAGUGGUACCAGCAGACCCAUGAGCAGCAGCAGCAGCUGAACGUUCUAGUCCUGGCCAGCAGCAGCACCGUGGUCAUGCAGGACGAGUCCUUCCCUGCCUGCAAGAUUGAGUUCUGAAAGAGCGACUCUCCCUUCCCCGAGGAUCCGCUCCCCCAGCUCCCCUAGAUGAUGGCAACUGCUGAGUCCUUUGGGGUUGAGGGACAUGGGAGUUGGGGGAGGGGGUGGGGUGGACAGGAUGUCUUGUGGGAACUUAGGCUGGGCUUAAUGGGAGGGGUCAUCCUUCCCCCUCAUCCACAUCUGAAAGGAGUCUCCAAACCAAAGGUAACCAGGAUUAGGAUAGGGAGAGGAUGCAAAAUUAGGGCAUGAGGUCAUCUGAUGCCUGAGGACCCUCGAGUGACACCCUCUCUUAGCACUGCCCAGUGCUGGUGAUGGAGUGGAGAGUGAGGAUGGGCCUCAGCGAGCAGCCUCCUCCCUCACGGAGGGAGGUCAUAUCCCCAGCCCCAGGGAUCUCUUAAUCUAUUUAAUUUAGCAUCCCACGGAAGAACUUCCAGUAGUAAUUUAUGUGACCUGGGGGCAGGAUACUGUCAGUGAGGUGUUCAGAGCUGCACCCUUCGGUCCAUCUCCCAUUCCCUUCCCCGUCAGAGUCUGGGUUCCAGCAGGGAUCUGGGGGAGGCCACUGCUACACUGUCCCACUGCUUCCCUCCAUGUCUGAAUGUCUCAAUCCAAAACUUGAAGCUCUUUUUUAACCAACAGAUUGGUGAGGAGAAGAAAGGAGCUUAUCCUCCCAGCCCCUGCUUCAUACCAUUCACAUCCCAGAGCCAUGCCCAGACCAGGUCUGCUGGGCAACACAAAGGAGCAAGGAGAGCCCGGCCCCACUCGCGGAAUCUUUCCAAGCUCCCUGAUCUUAGGAGGUUUUCACCCGCCCAUUCCAACUCUCCUGAUCCCUUCUCAUACCUGCUUGGCUUAUCUGCAUGUGGUCACCUGCUGUGGCCUGGUGUGUAAUGGGUUAAAAGCCACUGCCUGACGUCCAAACACUUGACACCCCGGCAACGUGUGACUCCCCCAACAUUCCAUUCUGCCAUCCUGCAGCUGAAGUGGGAACGCUGGCUGCCUUUCCAGCUCCACACUCUUGGACAGAGGAUCUGGGAGGCGGAGGACUUGGGGAUAAGGAGAGGGAGGAAGGAAAGAGGGAGAGGAAGCUGAGCUAAGGCUGAACUCUGACUGAGGGAGAUGAAAACAGGCCGAAAAUACCACCCUGGGAGAGGACCUCACCCCAAGCAAGCCAGUAAGAGCUCUGCCAGACUGCUGCGGGACUGAGAAAUCCAGACGCUCCUGUCAGGACUCGGCUUCUCUGCCAAAUGACUGUGUGGAAACCAAAUCGAGCCGCCUGUGUUCUUCCAGCUCCCACUCUCCCAUGCUGCUGUGUUCUGCUCCUCCCCACUCUUCCCUGCUCUAGUUCCCAGCUGCUGUAACGGAGCCGCCUCCAAUUCUAACAAUAAAUCCAGUUCAUUACA
Messenger RNA from Dama dama (fallow deer), 10703 nucleotides. RefSeq names its product microtubule associated protein 1A (gene MAP1A). Gene Ontology annotation, biological process: dendrite development; axonogenesis; microtubule cytoskeleton organization. The transcript is spliced from 7 exons. The coding region runs from base 1 to 9306 and encodes 3101 amino acids. The record is from RefSeq and is a predicted model, not a curated record. Gene Ontology annotation, cellular component: cytosol; dendrite; neuronal cell body. NCBI's taxonomy places the organism in Eukaryota, Metazoa, Chordata, Mammalia, Artiodactyla, Cervidae. Gene Ontology annotation, molecular function: actin binding; microtubule binding.